GGGCAACGAUCUCUUUGGUAAAAACAUAGAAUUAUCAAUCAAAUGUCGAUUUCACCUCUUUGUUGCGCAAUGGGUAUUGUCCUAUGUGACGGUAGCGCUCCGUAUAUUAAUAAUAAUUAUUAAAUUUUUAUCAAACCUACUUUAUAAAACACUGCAGAGUGCUGUACUUAAAUUGUUAAAACCCUAUGAACAAUGUUCUUUGUGCCAAGUGUCAACAUAUAACUUUUUUAAACUUAAUUUGUCUCCAGUGAAAACAAAACUACUAACAAGUUAGAAUGCAAGAAAAAUUGUCUAUUAAAUCAGAACUGACUAAUAGCCAAUUAGUAGCACAACACCCAAAAAUGAAGAAUGAUGAAGGAUUUUCAAGAAAUACUAGUUUUUCUUCUAUGAAUUUUGAUAUUUGCAGAAUAUGCCAUUGUGAAGGUGAUAUUGAUAUGCCUUUAAUAGCUCCAUGUUAUUGUGCUGGCUCAUUAAGAUAUGUUCAUCAAGUUUGCCUACAGCAGUGGAUUAAAUCUUCUAAUAUUCGAUGCUGUGAACUAUGUAAAUUUCAAUUUAUCAUGCAAACUAAAACUAAACCAUUUAGUCAGUGGGAACAUUUAGAAAUGUCUGGUAUGGAACGUAAAAAACUUGUCUGUGCAAUGUUAUUUCAUAUUAUUGCAAUGACCUGUGUAUGUUGGUCAUUAUAUGUACUUAUGGACCGUACUUUAGAGGAAGUUGAACGCGGUCUAUUAGAAUGGCCUUUUUGGACAAAGCUUAUUGUUGUUGGUAUUGGUUUUACCGGUGGAGUAGUUUUCAUGUAUAUUCAAUGUAAAUCAUAUUUUAUGUUAUGUCAAAGAUGGAAAGCUUACAAUAGAGUAAUUUAUGUUCAAAAUGCUCCUGAAAAACCACAAAAGAAUCAAAAUGUACUGAUUGACAUAGCUGAAAGUAGCUCAAUGGAGACCAAUGCUGCUAUGGCAGUUGCACCAUUUAAAACUCCACUUGAACAAAAUGAUGAAACAAGUAUUGAUAUUAAGAAUGUACGUAACGUUCAUAUAUUUUUUAACAAUGAAGACAAUCCAAUAAGAUUUCAAGAAGUUGACAAUCGCGAGUCAGAUGAUGUUGAUAAAGUUAUUCCAAAUGAUUCUGGUACAUCAUGGCAUAUCCAAAUAGGAAAAAAUCUAGGUGAAAAUUCUGAAGUUGAAUCUAGUCAGUCUACAGUUUGUCAAAAUAGUCAAUCAGAUCCAUCAUUUUUAAAAUUACAAAUAAAAACUGCUGAAAUAGUGAUCAAAUUUGGACAAAAUGAUCCUGUGUUAAAUGAAAAUGAGUUAGAUUCAAAAAAUUUAAACAUUAAUAUAGAAGAUUCAAAAUUUAAAAAUGAAAAUAAUCCUGAUAGUACUACAAAUCCAGUUCAAAUUAGAUUAGAUUUUGCCAGAGAUAAGAUUUAUGAAGAAAUAGAAGAAGGUCAUGGUUCACCCUCCCAGUCACCAUUGCUAUCAACGAGACGACUCUCUAAUUACAGAGAUGAAAAAUAAUUUUAUUAAUAUUUUUCCCUAUAAGCUAAUCUGUGAUUUUACAGAAAAUAAUACAUCAUUCAUUUUAUUUUCUUCUCUUUUGUUAUUCUUAUUAUUUUUAAUUGACAAGUUUAUAUUCUAUGAGCGUAUGUUAAAAAUUCAUAAUUUUUUUAUGUUAAUAUUUUAUAUACUUAUGUGUAAUGUGAGUUGUAAAUUGCAUUUUUAUUUAAAAGCUCAAUAUUUUAUUACAAUUAUAGUGUUGGUAUGAAUGUACUAUAAUUAAUUUAAAUUUAUAUAAACUUUGACCAACAAGACUGAUAUUAGUAUAUUUUAUUUACAAAAUAUUACAUUUUUUUUGUAAUUGUAUAAAUAUAUUCAUUGCUUAAAGUAAGUUUUUUGUAUCUCCUAAUCCAGUGACUUUAAGAAUAGUUUUUAUUAUUAUAUACUUUAAAAGUAGUUAUUUGAUUAGUUUAAAUCAAAAUAUAUGACUAUUAAAAAAUACUGUAUUACCUCUAUAUAUUAUUUUAUUUCAG
This is a messenger RNA of Daktulosphaira vitifoliae (grape phylloxera), 2023 nucleotides long. RefSeq lists its product as uncharacterized. Gene Ontology annotation, molecular function: zinc ion binding; ubiquitin protein ligase activity; MHC protein binding. Gene Ontology annotation, biological process: immune response; protein polyubiquitination; antigen processing and presentation of peptide antigen via MHC class II. The coding region runs from base 276 to 1511 and encodes 411 amino acids. Gene Ontology annotation, cellular component: cytoplasm; early endosome membrane; lysosome. NCBI's taxonomy places the organism in Eukaryota, Metazoa, Arthropoda, Insecta, Hemiptera, Phylloxeridae. The record is from RefSeq and is a predicted model, not a curated record. The transcript is spliced from 6 exons.